Molecule: messenger RNA, 1086 nt
Organism: Oldenlandia corymbosa var. corymbosa
Lineage: Eukaryota; Viridiplantae; Streptophyta; Magnoliopsida; Gentianales; Rubiaceae
Source: the annotation of a GenBank genome assembly
AUGAGAUUGGUGGAAUUAGUAUACAUCCUCCUCCUUCUUCAUCUAUCAACACUACUUAUAAUCAGUAGUACUAAUGCUGCUGCUAACAAUGAGCAGCAGACAUUGAAGACCACAACUGAUUCUUCUUCUUCUUCUUCUUCUUCAUUGUUUAACCCAAAGCUACCACCAAGAGCUUUAUCAGUCUCCAAGAAAUAUGAAGGCUCCUCAAACCUCGUCAACCUACGGUACCAUAUGGGACCCGUAUUGUCGUCUUCACCAAUCAACAUUUACCUAAUUUGGUACGGCAAAUGGGCUGUUUCUCACCAGCUUCUCAUCAAGGACUUCCUCCUCUCCAUUAGCCCCACCAGAGGCCGUCGUUCCCGGGCGCCUUCGGUGUCGGACUGGUGGAAAACGGCCUCCCUUUACACUGACCAGACCGGUGCCAAUAUCUCCCGUUCUGUAGUCAUUGCCGGAGAAUAUUCCGACCGGAAAUACUCCGUCGGAACCCACCUCACUAGGCUCACAAUGCAGAACGUGAUUGCGGAAGCCGUACGGUCGAAGCCGUUCACCGUCGACCACAAGAACGGGAUAUACCUCAUCCUCACCUCCGUCGACGUCACCGUUCAGGACUUCUGUCGAGCAGUUUGCGGGUUCCACUACUUCACCUUCCCUUCCGUGGUGGGAUUCACGGUUCCGUACGCCUGGGUCGGGAACUCCGGGAAACAGUGCCCGGAAGUCUGCGCGUACCCGUUCGCCGUCCCCGGGUACAUGGCCGGGAAUGGGCCGGCGGCGCUGAAACCGCCGAACGGGGACGUGGGCGUGGACGGGAUGAUGAGCGUGAUUGGCCAUGAAUUAGCGGAGAUGUCAUCGAACCCGCUGGUGAAUGCGUGGUACGCCGGAGAAGACCCGAUGGCGCCGACGGAGAUCGGGGAUUUGUGUGAAGGGUUGUACGGAAGCGGAGGAGGAGGAGGGUACAUCGGGCAAGUGAAUAAGGAUAAGGAAGGAAGGACGUACAAUGUGAUUGGUAGGAAAGGAAGGAAGUUCUUGCUACAAUGGCUAUGGAGUCCUGUACUCAAUGCCUGUGCUGGCCCCAAUGCUUUAGACUGA